Molecule: messenger RNA, 2873 nt
Organism: Linum trigynum
Lineage: Eukaryota; Viridiplantae; Streptophyta; Magnoliopsida; Malpighiales; Linaceae
Source: the annotation of a GenBank genome assembly
CGUUUGAGCCUCAUUUCUCGUAUCUUAGGCCGAUUUCACGCUAGGUUGUUCUUGUUUGUGUUAUUUCAGGUCCUAGUACGUGAUUGGAGGUUUGGGAACGAGUUCGGGGUUGAUUGGAAGAAAGUUGGACAUUUGGCGAGAAGCUGAGGAAACCACACGGCCAGACCAAGCAGCCACACAGCAGUGUGGCGUCGCCGUGUGGAAUCCCUUUACGCUGACAAAGCCACACUGGCCGUGUAAUGGGUCCCUUGAGGCCGUGUCGAAAUUCCAGGGAGCUCACACGGGGAAGCCAGUUUUCUACACGGUCGUGGAGCUCUGGCCGUGUAGCAUUCGUGCAGCACUUAAUUGAGACGUUGCGUUUUGGCACUCACACGGGCACACUGGGAAACCACACGGCCGUGUGGUCGGGAAAUUCUGGGUUUUAACCCAAUUUCGAGCCUAAGGAGAGGGAAUCAAGUUUUUUAGAAAAAAACAAAGCUUUAGAGAGAGAAAGUGGGAAGAACAAACCCUAGGAGCUAUUUGGAGUGGAUUUCUUACCACUGAAGCCCAGAUUGCAUCCCCAGGAGUGAAGAUCGGUAUCCCAGAGCAGAUUAUCCUCAUCUUUAUGAGUAUGACUACUCUGAUUUCUAUUUGCCUCUCUCUCUCUAUGGAGUAGAACCUUCUCUCACUUGGGUAUGAAGAACCCUAGUUCCAUGUGUUAGGAAUCUUGAUUAUAAUGACUUGGGAUUGAUAUAUUGAUUGGUUAUAAUCGAUUGAUGCAUGAUUCAUCGAGUCAAUUGAAGUCUGAUCAUCUUUUCUUGAUUUGUGCUGCAACCUGAGAUAGAUAGAAUAUGAUUAGGUUGUUAGAGCUUCAUCAAUCGGUAGUGGUAGAUUGGUUAUACGAGAGUUGAUCGAUUUAGUGCUUUGUAUUGGAACCCAAUUCCAGUAGUGGAGUUCUGUGCUUAUUGCCUCAGCAGUCUAUCCCGGCGAAGGUUAGCCUGCCUAAGAGGGCUUUGUCAGCUUAAGAGAUUCCAAGCUACUGUCGGAUCUUCCGCAGUUUAAUGAACAGUUAAUCAACUUAGGGUAAUUACAACCUCGACCUAACUAAGGAGCUAGGGGGACUCAUUCCUGAUUGACUCUUCCCGUGCUAAAGAACUUUGAACCGUUUCUUGCUUUCUUACUGCUUUUAGUUAAAAUCACGAUCACUCGACUUAGUUUGCUAGAUAAUAGAUAAUCACGGAGUAGGCAGUAGAUCUAGACCCUGGGUUGACAAAUAGAGCUUGCCACUUACUGCAUUUCCAGACUGCAAUUUACACUUGGUUGCAGUUUGGUGUUGUGUUUUAGCGUGUCAAGUUUUUUGCGCCGUUGCCAGGGACCCUCUAGGUUAUUGUGGAAACGUGAAAGUUUGUUACUUAGCAUUUUCUAUCUUCCACUGGUGUGACUUCACGGGUUGCUUUUGCUGAUUGCGUGCAGGUAGUGCAUGACCAGUACCCAGUCGGGAGAUUUACUACCGUUAGACCAAGAGCUUGAACGGACCUGUAGGAACUUCAAGCGGGCUUUAAAGGCGCGACUGGUUGCAGAGGAGGCUCUAGCACAGUUGCAAAUCGCCGAGGAGGAAGAAAUGGGUGACCCACAGAACAAUGAUGUGGUCAUCCCCGAGGAGCAGACCAUGGGGUAUUACUGGACCGCCAGAGCCGCGGACAUGAGGUCUCCCAUCCAGCACCCUCAAGUUCCAGCAAAUAACUUUGAGUGAGCACCUGUGUCAACACCAUGCUGCGUGGCUCGGUGGUGUUCCGUGGCAAGGAUGGGGAGUGCCCCCGAUCACACAUGAGGUAAUUCCACGAGCUCAUCGAUGGGAUCAAUAUCAAUGGGGUCCCAGCCGAUGUCAUCCAGCUGCGGUACUUCCCAUUUACUCUAGAAGGGAAAGCCAAGGAGUGGCUGGACACUCGAACUGCAGGCUCGAUCACCACGUUCGCCAACCUGGCGGACAAGUUCCUCACCCGCUACCAUCCUCCGUCCAAGACUGCGGACCUGUAGAAGCAAAUCACCCACUUUGUUCAGGAUGAAGAUGAGACCAUGCGGGAUGCUUGGGAAAGAUACACCAGUCUUUUCCUCAAGUGUCCCAACCAUGGUUUUACUGACACCUUCAAGGUGGGCACCUUCUACCAUGCCCUCUUUCCGGAAGACAAGCAGCUGAUUGACUCGAUUUACAGCGGGAAUAUGCUCACCAAGACACCGCCACAGCUAAAUUAACUUUUUGAAGAGAUGGCAGAGCAUGGCUAUGAUUGGAGAACUGCGUGGAGAUCAAGACGAGCACCAGGGCGGGGUGUGCAUGCUGUAACCACCUAGUCGUCUGAUUUGGUGCAGGUGGUAUCUAAAUUGGUUUCAACCAUCGAUCGUUCUAGAAUCAUCCCAGGGGAAGGGUAGCAGUAGGCGAUGCAUUGCCAGUGGUGCGAGAGAACCCAUCAUACUGUGGAGGACUACCAGGCCAUGCGUGAGUCCAGUACACCCCAGGAGUAGGUGAACUUCACCAACACUGCCAGGCGCAACGAUCCUUACAGUAAUACAUACAAUGAGGGAUGGCGCCAGCAUUCAAAUUUAUCCUGGAGUGGCAACAGCAAUCCAAAGCCACCUGGCUUCCAGGCUCCUGCAACUAGUUUUCCAAACCAAAGGCAACCACACCAAGCUUGCCCGAGCCAGAUCUAGAAACAGCAGCCACUUUAUCAGCCCAGACAGGCACAUGCUUUUCAACAGCCCCCACAGCAGCAGUACCAGCAGCCUGGUGCAUCUCCAUCAGUCCCAGCACCAGGCGAUCCCGUGUCAAAACUGAGGGAUCUAGUGACUACCUUGGCUAGCACUAGUACCCAAAAGUUCAAUAAAUUGGAGCAAUUCAU